Messenger RNA from Maylandia zebra (zebra mbuna), 744 nucleotides. Lineage: Eukaryota; Metazoa; Chordata; Actinopteri; Cichliformes; Cichlidae. The record is from RefSeq and is a predicted model, not a curated record.
AUGGCUUCAUCCUUCCUCUGCCUCCUCUUCAUCAGCCUCAGCACAGCAGAUGGAUUUUUGGAGUAUCAGGUGGAUCGCUGUGUGUUUAACUCCACUGAGCUGAAGGACAUCGAGUACAUCAGCUCUUGGUAUUUCAACAAAGUGGAGGACGUCAGGUUCAGCAGCAGUGUGGGGGAGUAUGUUGGAUACACUGAGCCUGGGCUGAAGUAUGCAGCAGACUGGAACAAAGAUCAGGCACAGAUGGCUGCAUGGAGAGCUCAGAAGGAGACGUACUGCCAACACAACAUUGGUAUCUGGUACAGCAACCCUCUGUCUAAAUCAGCUCCGCCCACUGUCAAACUUCACUCCACGACGCCUCUCUCCAGUCAGCAUCCCGCCAUGUUGGUCUGCAGUGUCUAUGACUUCUACCCCAGUAAGAUCAAAGUGAGCUGGCACAGAGAUGGACAGGAAGUCAGCGCUGAUGUCACUUCCACUGAGGAGAUGGCAGAUGGUGAUUGGUACUACCAGACCCACUCACACCUGGAGUACACACCCAGGUCUGGGGAGAAGAUCUCCUGUGUGGUGGAGCACGCCAGCCUGAAGGAACCUCUGAAAACUGACUGGGACCCGUCCAUGCCUGAGUCAGAGAGGAACAAGCUCGCCAUCGGAGCCUCAGGACUGAUCCUGGGUCUGAUCUUAUCUCUGGCUGGAUUCAUCUACUACAAGAGGAAGUCCCGAGGUCGUAUCCUGGUUCCCAGUAAUUGA